Messenger RNA from Zingiber officinale, 1652 nucleotides. Its product is annotated as lysophospholipid acyltransferase LPEAT1-like. Bases 114 to 1274 code for a protein of 386 amino acids. Gene Ontology annotation, biological process: phospholipid metabolic process. NCBI's taxonomy places the organism in Eukaryota, Viridiplantae, Streptophyta, Magnoliopsida, Zingiberales, Zingiberaceae. Gene Ontology annotation, cellular component: endoplasmic reticulum. Gene Ontology annotation, molecular function: lysophosphatidylethanolamine acyltransferase activity. The transcript is spliced from 9 exons. The record is from RefSeq and is a predicted model, not a curated record.
CUGCCUAACUUAAAAAAAUUCUCUCCAUUCUUCUUUACCAAGUAAACCAACGGCCCACUUCGGCUUCCCUCUUCCGGUUCCCGUUCACCGUACCGUCGUUAAAUAUUCCUCCCAUGGCGUCGCCCGGCCUCACCGAUCUCGCCGGAGCUGAUGGAUCCGAAUCUAAUUCCUCCCUCUUUCCACCUGGAGGCGAGGGCGACUCGGCCACUCCCAAGUACGAUCAGCCGCUCCUCAAACCCGACUCCUCCCCCACCGCUGCCUUGGCCUCCGCCGCGGUACCGAUUUCUUCCGAGGAGUUGGAUAGGAAGUAUGCCCCCUACGUGCGAAGGGACGCCUACGGCACGAUGGGAAGGGAGAAGCUCCCUCUGACGGAGAAGAUUUUGUUAGGGAUAGCGGCGGUGACGCUGGUGCCUAUUCGCGUGGUUGCAGGGGUGCUGAUACUUGUGUUUUACUAUCUUAUCUGCCGGAUAUGCACGUUAUUCUCCCCUCCGAGUCGGGAGAAUGGCCAGGAGGAUUACGCUCACAUGACUGGGUGGAGGAGGGAGGUGAUUGUGCGAUGCGGGAGAUUUGCCUCUAGGGCAAUGCUCUUCGCGUUUGGUUUUUACUGGAUCAAAGAGAGUCGUCGGGGCCUUGGUAACGAGGUCAAUGAAUUUGAAAGACCAGGUGCCAUUGUUUCAAAUCACAUUUCUUAUGUGGAUAUUCUCUAUCAUAUGUCAUCAGCCUUUCCAAGUUUUGUUGCAAAGAGAUCAGUAGCUAGUCUUCCCUUGGUUGGUCUCAUCAGCAAGUGUCUUGGUUGUGUCUAUGUUCAACGGGAGUCCAAGUCAUCUGAUUUGAAAGGGGUUUCAGGUAUUGUCACAGAAAGAAUCCAGAAAUCCCACAAAGACUAUCUUUGCCCAAUGAUGUUGCUCUUUCCAGAGGGAACUACUACAAAUGGUGAUUUUCUUCUUCCUUUCAAAUCUGGUGCCUUCUUAGCCAAAGCACCCGUGGUUCCAGUUAUUCUUCGGUAUCCUUACCAUAGAUUUAGUCCGGCAUGGGAUUCCAUAUCAGGGGUACGCCAUGUUUGUUUGCUUCUUUGCCAAUUUGUAAACCAUCUUGAAGUGAUCCAUUUGCCUGUUUAUUAUCCUUCCGAGCAAGAAAAGGAGGAUCCCAAACUCUACGCUAACAAUGUGCGGAAGUUAAUGGCAACUGAGGGAAAUCUAAUGCUUUCAGAUGUUGGACUUGCCGAGAAACGAAUCUACCUUGCUAUUCUGAACGAUUGCAUCACUAGAAACUAAACCAUCAAUCUGUUCUUGAUGCAGGUACGCUUUUUCAAAGUUAAUUGGGAUUCUCUCCUUGUAGACUAUUUAUUUAUUUUCGUAUAAUCAAUGGCAACAAAACCCCCCAAAGAAGCAAAAUUACGACAUCCCACCUUUCUCGAAUCUUCUGCUCAGCCCUCAAACUACUGCAGCAUCCCAAAAAAUUUAAGAUAAAAAGAAAAAAAAUGCUCGACGUAAAAAAUCAUGGUGGCUAUGCCCUUUUUUUUUUUUUUUGUCGUCUUGUUGUUGUUGUUGUUUUUAGUGGUAGUGAUAACUUUGUAUCAGCCAUUUACUUAACAAUUUUGUUUUGAGUACAAGGAAAACUUCACAGAAAUGAUAAAUAUGGAGAUUAGCUGA